CCUUAUGAGCAAUUCUUGGGCUCCUAGGCGUAUUAAACACAGUCUAAUCGUCGUAUUUGGGGUAUUUAGGCGAAUGACAGAUUGGUUUAAUUAGCCUCCAGCUUACAGGUGGGCGAAAGCCGUUUGUAGGACGGCCCCUCUUUCAGUUCCUCAAUAGGAGACGCGGGACUGACAUUUGUUUGCCAUCCUGUGGGACAGAAGAAACGGCUCCGUUAACAGGUGCGAGGAUAGACAAAUACAAAGGCGUUUAGUCGUGUAUUAGAAUUAGAAUAUUUUCAUCUGUGUUCUAAAGAUAAAAAUUCUAGGAACUAUCUAAAUCUAGCUUAUCACCGAAGCCUCUUUCUUUCCGGAGGAGGACCGACAAAGCCAUGUCAACCAAAAAACGGGUGGAUGUAACGAGAAGGAGCCGAAGCCCCGCGGUGUCCGAGGCGGAGAUGUUGGGUGAUUUUCAGGAGUGGUGCCUCCGCACUUACGGGGACUCCGGUAAAACAAAGACCGUCACCCGGCGAAAAUACAACAAGAUUCUGCAGACCCUCUUACAGAGCGACGACUCGAAUGGAGUCUAUGUCGAGAGAAACCACAUCAACGCCAAAUUUAAGUUCUGGGUCAAAUCUAAAGGUUUCCAGGUGGGCAACACUGACGGCAAGCCGAACGAGAACGGGGCAGCGGACAGAGCGGUCCUGUACGUCCCCAUCAAGGCAACGUGUGUGGAUGGGAGCUCAGGGCCGGAGAGCUCCUCUCUGAAGAGGGUCGCUGUGGUGGAGGACUUCUAUGACAUCAUCUAUGCCAUGCACGUGGAGAUCAGCUCUGACCUGGCCAAAGCACCCAAACACGCCGGACAGAAGAAAACAUACAAAGCGAUAGCGGAGACGUAUGCGUUCCUGCCCAGAGAGGCGGUGACCCGUUUCCUGAUGAGCUGUGGAGAAUGUCAGAAGAGGAUGCACAUCAGCCCCAGUGGUGCAGAGUUUAAAGAGAAUAACCAACCAUCUUCUCUGAUGGCCGACCUCAUAGACUACAACAUGCCCCUCACGACAACCUACUUGAAACAGAAGAAACUACAGUGCAUGAAUAACAACGAGCAGGAUGACUGUUCAGUGAGUAGCGAGGAGUUUGAUAUGAGUGACCCCACAUGGAUAUCAGCUGAACGUCACUCCACACUGUCUGACCUGAGCCACCCCUCCAGAGCAGAUAGGAUGCACAGCCCGCAAAACGCACACAAGGAAGAGGACGAUGAUUCAUCUUCUGAAAGUGGGAGUGGCAAUGGGAUUCGCACUCUGACUCCUCCCUCAGAAGGUGGAGCCGGUGUGAGUGAAAGUACAGGAGCAAGAUCGGGAUCGUACGCUGAGGUUAACGGCAACGGAAACCGUAACGCGGCACCACUCGACUUCAGCACGACGUCCCCGUCCUCAUCUUCAGAGGACCAGCAACCAGUCAACCUCAGUGACAGACUGAGUCAGGCCCUGCCCAGUGCUGCCGCCAUGUUGGCGACCUUUAACCCUGAGCACGCAGAGGAGCUGCGCAGAAAAUACCCCAAAUCCUCAGAGCUACGCCUUGAGCGAGAUAUCAGGGACUGUAAUAGCAAGUCUCCUCAAUACAGUUCAGGCAGCUACGAUUCAAUAAAGAUGGAGAUGUGUCCUGAAGAUCUGACGGUUGGUCGGUCUCAGGUUGCUGACGAUGAUGACGAUGACCACGACGACCACGACGAUAGCGAUAAGAUCAAUGAUGUAGAAGGAGUGGAUCCAGAGAGGUUGAAGGCUUUUAAUAUGUUUGUGCGUCUCUUUGUGGAUGAGAACCUGGACCGUAUGGUGCCGAUCUCUAAACAGCCUAAAGAGAAGAUCCAGGCUAUUAUUGAGUCCUGCAGCCGUCAGUUCCCAGAGUUCCAGGAACGCGCUCGCAAACGCAUCCGUACCUACCUCAAAUCCUGCCGCCGUAUGAAGAAGAACGGCAUGGAGCAGACCCGACCCACGCCACCCCACCUGACCUCAGCCAUGGCGGAGAACAUUCUAGCAGCCGCCUGUGAGAGUGAGUCACGCAAAGCUGCCAAAAGAAUGCGCAUGGAUGUCUACCAGGCACAUGAUGAGCCGUUAUCUCUAGAAAAGGUGGUCUCUCGUGAGCCGGUCUCGCUGACCCACUCUGCGUACUCCCUUGCUGCCUCAGCUUACUCCCAGGACCAGCUAUACAUCAAUGGAGGCCUCAACUACAGUUACCGUGGUUACAGCGGACUGUGUGCCAGCAUGCAACACCCCGCGUCCCUGACAACAGUUACCGCCCAGACCAACGGGCCUACUGAUCUCAGUAUGAAGUCUCUGGCCUCAAACUCAUCCUCGUCAAGCUCCAGUAGUCUCGGCAGGAACGGAGGAGGAGGCGGGGCUUCAGCUCAGCUCAGCCAUACAGAAGUGGCGGCAGUGCGUCAGCUGAUCGCGGGAUACCGUGAGUCCGCCGCGUUCCUGCUACGAUCGGCAGAUGAGCUGGAGAACCUCAUACUACAACAGAACUGAACCCAUUUCCAUCUCUCUCUGACUACACUCAUACCCUUGUCCCUCUGGACCACAUAACUGACCGUGUCCCUCACAUGAUCAUCACCCAGUCACCAAGGAAAACCAUCUGGCUCUUAAAGAUGGAAAACACACAGCUUCAUCCAGCUUUUGCCUUCAUAUUUCAACGAGGACAAACGUGGAGAUGAAUCUUUGAAGCAGACAGUUCGAUGAAUCCUCCACGUACUGCUCCUCUCCACGCAGCCUCCUGUUUACCUGCCAUUCGUUCCCCGCUGAGAGCCAUCGAUUUCAGAUUUUCUUUGUUUUCAGCUACUUCAAAGGAGGAAUCCUCCAGACGGCACUAACUAAUUGAAGACACUUUUGAUUUGGAGGCGUAAUGGAAAGAAAGAAGAUAAAAAGAGCAAGAAGAAAACUAAGAGACCUUUGUAUUUGCUGUAAAUAAGCACUCGCUGUGUCCUGAAGCACUUUUCCAUUCGUUCUGACCUCUGAAUGAUUAAUUUAUGCAUUUAGAUACACAGGUGGAAGCUCACCUGGAAAUACCUCAGCCUGUCUCUCUCUCUCUCUCUCUCUCUGUGUGUGUGUGUGUGUGUGUGUGGGAAAAGAAAAUGAUCACCUGUCCGUCCUCAACUUCGCGGUCCAGUGAUUUGGACUUCGAAGGCAGAGAGUGGGAGAGAAUUUGUUUCUGUAAUUGAAGUGAAGAUUUUCUUUUUCCACCCCGUCCAAAUGCGUUGUAUAUAUUCCGAUCCGUUUCAAGGUAUUGAUCGCAAGAAGACACUGAACUUGUUUUGGGAAUGGACCCGUUCGGCCUCACAGAUGCCAACUCGCUCUGUGUCCACUGUACGGGUCACCUUCUCUUCUCCUCGUCUCUUUUGUGUCCUUCUAUUUCUCCUGAACCUCCUCUCUCCUCCUCCACCUUAUUAUUCUGCUUUGGACGGCGAUAGAGAGGAAGGAUGUGGAAUGGAAGCUUGUUAGUCUUUUAUCUGUUGACUUUUCUUAAUGGCCAUUAAUCCACUCUGCUGCUAUGGACUCCAACGUAACGCCACAGACCUGAAACCUCAAGCCUCCCAAACACAACCAGAGCACCUCAAAGGCGAAAAAAAAAAAUCCAAGACAAAAAAAAAGAACGAAAUGGAAGCCAAAUACAAAAAAAAACAAAAACUGCUGUUUUGCGUUCUGGUCUAGAGUGUUUGAUUCAAGACUGAGGGCUGCUUGUGUUUGCUUUUGUUUGAUUUGUUCUAAAAGUGUAGUGUGUGCUUAAAUAUCAACUGGGAUCAAAUUGUCUUUUGAACAAGAGCUUGGCGCGCACACAUAAACGAGUCUUUAGUGAACUGAGUAUUUAACAAGAGAGGUUUAAAAAAGGUAAUUAGAGAGGUAGAUUUGUUUAGGGACGGACUGACAGUCAUGUCACUGUAAUUUGCUCCAUUUGCACACAGAGGCAGUGCUAAUCUGUGAUUGAGGAGAUCCGUGGCUCCGUGGUGCACUGCUAGUGGGGGAUGGAGAAAGAAUAUCACAAUGCAGAAGAUAAUCAAACACAUUUCUGGCCCUGAAGGAGACUGACUAAUACAGAGAGGCUACCAUGACCCCCGCUGAGGAGCCUUCCGAAUCAUUACAUUCAUAAUCACAUGACCGGGAACUACUUCUGAUCGAAAGCCAUGAUGAUGAGUGAGUGUGACCAGAGACUACACUGCCCUCUUAUGAUGACACCGCCGCUCAAAACACAAUGUUGAACACAUAGAAGUAAUGAUUUCUUAAUGUAUUAUCAUAUUCAUGGUUGGCCUUCACUUCGAUAUUGAGUUGUUGAUUAGAAUGUUGUUACAGACGUGAAGACAUAUGCAAACGGACAGCGUGAGGCCUCUCGUCACUCUGGUUAACAUUGCUCUGAUCACAAAAUAGUCCUUGACCUCUCUCCUCUCUGACUGUCUUCACCGUUUCUUUUACUUUAUUUCAGGAGAGAACUUAAUAAGAAAAUAAGGGGAGCUAUGUAAAUAUUUAAAAAUUAAAUGCUUUAAAAUAUUUUAAAAUAUUUAAAAAAAAAUUUUUUUACAUUUCUAAGUUUAGCCCCAAAAUAAAUAAAAUAAGAAAUUAUUUUUUGCAUAAUCAAAAGUCAUUGUUUUUUUGUUUUCUGAUAUUUUAAUUAAGCACUUUUUUCUCUCAAAUAUUCUCAUUACCUUAAUGCAUCCUACUAGUAACAUUCUAGUUUUUCUUGUUUAGUUUUGUUUUGUAAUUUAGAAUAUGACAAAAUUUAAGUUCGUUAGAAAUUCUGUAAAUUAUAAUUUCAUUUAUAAACCUUUUUUUUUUUACAUAUUACAGUAAAUGUACUGUAGUAAUUUUUUUAAUUUAAUUGACAGAUUUAAAAGGAACUUCAAAUACCACAAAGAUAAUUAAAUCUUUAUAAUUUCAGGACAUCAGAAUGAGUUAUAUAUAUUAAAAAUAGAGCAUUUGAAGAAUCUUUUUGUUGUUGUUUUUUUGGUAAUGAGAAUUGAGGUUGAUAUGCUUGAUUUAAAUCAUACAAAAAAAUGUUUGUUGUUAAAAGUAGUUUACUCUUUUUGGAGGGAAAUUCAACCUAAUGUUUCUGACAUGCACAUUUUGACCUACUCAUUCAAGGGGGUUUGAUUCGGGGGGGAUCCUCAUGAUCAAAUGUACUCUCUCCUCCUUUUCUGUGCUGUUGUCAUCUCUAUUUGUCUCUCUGUCUCACCUACUUUUCUUUUCCAUGUUGUCCGCAGUAGACAUAUUGUGAGAGGUCAGGUAAUCGAGGAUUCUAGCUGCUCUCUGUCAUCUGUCUUUCUCUCAUUGAGGUCUGAUAUGGGUCCCACUGCCGCCAAAACUGAUGAUGAUAUGCCAACCUCACAUGCUACCGAGCUCUUUUAUGGAUUAAAAAAAAAAAAAGUACGAUGGAGAUGUAACUGGUAACCGCAUCUGUGUGGAAAAGAAGCCGAGAAAAAAGCAAAGCAAAGCGUUCAUCCUUUCGUAAGGUGUUUCUUCUCUCCGGUUUGCUCAAGGACAGCUACUGAAAAACAAACUGUAAAACAAGGCAAACGACAAUCUUGAAAAAGGUGUAACUAGUUCAGUUCUGUUUCCAUGCUCUGUGUUCCGUGUGUGUGUGUCCCGGGAGAGUGAGGGCUAUUUUAGCCAUAAUCAGAGCAUCUCUCACUCUCAGAUCCGAGUUCUCACGCUAGUCGCCGAGGACGCCUUGGGGCCCACUGUCGAAAACCUUUUUAUCUGAUUCCUAUUUUUAUUAUAAUUAUCUUGAUUACUAUUAUUUUGUAAUUCUUUUUGUAUCGCAAGUGGUCUUUUCAGAACCGUUUUGUACCGACAUCACAUUUGAAGUUUGUCCUGUAUGCCUAUAACAUUCCAAACGAGGAUGUCAACAUGCCAAGCAGCCGGCCAAACCACGGUCACAUCGGAUUGCAGAUACACACACCGAGGGCGAAAUCAAUCCCACACCGCACAGGUUUUACAGUGUUCGUUACCGCUAGAGCCUGAUGCCUGAUUCCUCAACUGUUAUCUCUGUACUGCAUGACUGAGAUGUUGGGGAAACUGUUCUCUGAUUAGUUAUGCACCGUGCCUUUAAAGGGGCUUAACCAAACCGAUUAUCAUAUGUCUGUCUCUUUAUUGUAUAAGAUGCUCUCCAUAUUUGCUGUCAUAAGGUACCUCAGAGCCCCUUCAUAGUGUCUUUUUUUUUGGUUCAAUCUGCACCAUAAUCUACUGUGAUAUGACAGGCCCUUUUAGUUGUACAUAAUAUUUCAAAGGCAUCACUCACAAACAAACACACAGACAGACGGACAUAUGCGAGUUCAGGCUUUGCAUUCAGGUGUGAUGCUGGUUAUGGUUGCUGCAAAACUACACAUCUUAUAAAUGCUCUGGUUUGAUCAGAUGUAUAGCUCUGACAAAAAAGAAAUGACUUUUAUUUUUCUACCACAGUGGUGUACAGCUGCGUUCAAGUUCACGUGGUUCCAUGUUUAGUCUGUUCUCUUUUCUAAUUUGUUGGUGCUUUGGAUCUUUACCAUCCCGUCUCGGUUUCCUCCUGAUUUCUCCUGUAUAAGGAGCUGCUGACGUUUUGAUAUGUACCUAAUACCAAUGUGAAACUGUCUCUUUCCUUCUCAUUUUGGACUCAGUGGAAGUGUGAUGUUUACAUGUACAGAUUUUUGAGAUUCUCUUUCUUUUUUUGUUGUUGUCCUUAUUUUUUGUUGUUAUUUUGAUUUCAGAUAUUUUCUUUUUUUCUUUUCAGGCACUGCUUAAUUUGAUUUGAUUCCUUUUAUAGUUAAGGGAAAUGGGACUUAACAGUUCCAUGGAUUUAACAGUAAGACCAGACAGUCUGAUCCCAAUCCCUUUCUUUAACUGCUGUCAACAGAUACACAACAUGAAGAAGACUCAUUAUAAAUUAAUAUUUUCGUCUGAACAUUAGGGACAACAUGGCCGUAUGUUCCUUAAUGUUAAAAAGCCAUCAUCACACCCUUUAUCAAGUAUUCGAGUACAAGGACAGCAGAGUGAAAACCUCAGGUAAAUGAUUGCUGUUUUAUAGUUGGAAAAGAAAUCCUAUUGGCAACCCAUUUCCCCAUAAUAUAUACAAAAUCUUUUUUUAUAUAUUUAUUGUGUUAUAUGUGUAACAGUGAAUACUUUUUCAGUACAUGUGGCUAAAUAUUUUAAUUUGUUGGAAAAGUGUUGAUACAUAUGUGAAGAAACCGAAAGACUGAGAAAAAAAAAAAAUCAAUUUUUGUUAUUUAAUGCAAACAGCAUGGGCGGCUCCUAACAUAUCACUUUCAUUAAUGAAAACCAAUGAUUUGAGAUGAAGCUUUCUCCAGUGGGUUGUCACUGCUAAAAUGUCACCGACAUGACAUUGUGACUUUUUUUUUUCUCCCAAGCUGUACGUCACAAAGCUAAAUAUACUAAUAAAACAGUGUGCUAUAUAUCA
Molecule: messenger RNA, 7407 nt
Organism: Carassius gibelio (silver crucian carp)
Lineage: Eukaryota; Metazoa; Chordata; Actinopteri; Cypriniformes; Cyprinidae
Product: nucleolar protein 4-like
Exons: 11
Coding region: 369-2498 (709 amino acids)
Source: RefSeq, a predicted model, not a curated record